Messenger RNA from Prorocentrum cordatum, 864 nucleotides. The record is from the annotation of a GenBank genome assembly. Lineage: Eukaryota; Dinophyceae; Prorocentrales; Prorocentraceae.
AUGGCCGCGCCGACCGGCAGCGUCGUGGAGGGCUCUGAGCGCGUCAAGAAGGGACUGCCCUCGAUGCUGAAGGGCGGCGUGAUCAUGGAUGUCAUGAACCCUGAGCAGGCAAAGAUUGCCGAGGCCGCUGGAGCGUGUGCCGUCAUGGCGCUCGAGCGCAUUCCUGCAGACAUCCGCACCCAGAAGGGCGUCGCUCGCAUGUCCGACCCCAAAAUGAUCAAGGAGAUCAUCAACGCGGUCUCCAUCCCGGUGAUGGCCAAGUGCCGCAUCGGCCACUUCGUGGAGGCCCAGGUGCUCCAGGAGCUCGGCAUCGACUGCAUCGACGAGAGCGAGGUGCUCACGGUCGCGGACCAUCACAACCAUGUCAACAAGAACAAGUUCAAGGUCCCCUUCGUGUGCGGGUGCAGGAACCUGGGCGAGGCGCUGCGGCGCGUCGCCGAGGGUUGCAGCAUGAUCCGCACUAAGGGCGAGGCCGGAACUGGAGACGUGAACUCGGCGGUGAUGCACGUCCGCACGCUUCACAAGGAUAGGAUUCGGAAUUUGCAGCUGAUGGACGACGACGAGAUCUUCACAUACGGUAAGGAAAUCGGCGCUCCCGUGGAGCUGCUGAGGCAGGUGAAGAAGGACGGCCGUCUGCCCGUCGUCAACUUCGCCGCGGGGGGGGUGGCCACGCCCGCAGACGCCGCGCUGUGCAUGCAGAUGGGCGUGGACGGCGUGUUCGUUGGCAGCGGCAUCUUCAAGUCCUCCGAGCCCAAGAAGCGCGCCCGCGCCAUCGUCAAGGCCAGGAGAAGCAGAAGCCGCCUGGGUGUUGGCCGAGGUAUCCGAGAACAUUGGGGAGCCGAUGACCGGGAUCAGUUGCGAUGA